Messenger RNA from Auanema sp. JU1783, 200 nucleotides. NCBI's taxonomy places the organism in Eukaryota, Metazoa, Nematoda, Chromadorea, Rhabditida, Rhabditidae. The record is from the annotation of a GenBank genome assembly.
AUGUCUAUUAUCGUCCGACCUUACUCUAUUCCAUUCGAUCGUCUUUUCCAAGGACUACUGAGCGACUUGGAACAGUUCGACCAAGGAUUUGCUCCAUGUUUGAAGACCAACAUGGGUGUGGAUAUCGGAAAUGAAUUGAAAGAAGUUGUCAACGACACUGAGAAGUUUGCAGUUUCCAUCGACGUUUCUCAUUUCAAACC